UGAAUUUUAGGUUGGAAACUCUAUUGGAGGCGUCAGUGCAUAAAUACGCUCACCUUGCCUCUCCAAUUCUGUUAAAGUUUUUUACUCUUCAUUUUAUUUGUAUGUUGUAUUAUUAAUUUAAUUAUUCUCUCCUAGUUCAAUUAUCAAUUACUGUAAUAUUGUGGAGAAAUAUAAAUUAUGGAUUUCGAAGAUGCCCACACGAGACAGUCUCGAGUGAAAGACGAGAUUGGAUCCCAAUGUCAGAGGUUGUUUCAAAGUUUCCUAGAAGAGUACAAGGAGGACGAUGAAGUCAAGUAUUUAGAGCCGGCGAAGGAGCUUGUUAGCCCUGAACGGAGUACUCUGGUUGUUUCUUUUGAUGAUAUUGAGCGAUACAACCAAGCACUUGCGACAACAAUCGUCGAAGAAUAUUACAGAAUUUACCCCUACCUCUGCCAAGCAGUCUGCAACUUCGUGAAAGACGCAGGGGAAUUGAAAAAAGUCAAAGAGUGCUACGUGAGUCUCGUUGAAGUUCCAACCAGACACAAACUCCGAGAAUUAACGACCUCAAAAAUAGGAGCACUCAUUCGCAUAUCAGGACAAGUGGUUAGAACUCACCCAGUGCACCCAGAGUUAGUGUCUGGAACAUUCAUCUGUGUCGACUGCAAUGCUGUUAUAAAAAACAUUGAACAGCAAUUCAAAUUCACAAAUCCCACAAUAUGCAACAACCCAGUUUGCCUCAACCGUAGAAGAUUCGUUUUAGAUGUAGACAAUUCCAUAUUCGUUGAUUUUCAAAAAGUGAGAAUCCAGGAAACUCAAUCUGAACUACCUCGAGGAUGUAUUCCCCGUUCUCUUGAAAUUAUUUUACGAGCUGAGGCUGUUGAGACGGUGCAGGCAGGAGACAGAUAUGACUUCACGGGCACUUUAAUAGUCGUGCCUGACGUGGGAGCCCUUGCAUUGCCCGGCACAAAAGCGAAUAUCAAUUCGCGGCAUAAGGCUGGGGAUCAAAAUGAGGGUGUCAAGGGGCUGAAGGCUCUCGGGGUUCGAGAGUUGAAUUAUCGUCUGUCAUUCCUCGCAUGCAGUGUAACUGCGACCAGUCUAAGGUUUGGAGGAACCGAAAUGGCAAUGGAGGAAAUCUCCCAAGAGAUGAUGAAACGCCAAAUGACCGAAUCCGAAUGGAAUAAAGUCUACGAGAUGUCUCGAGACAAGAAUCUCUACGCCAACCUCGUUGACAGUCUUUUUCCCUCAAUCCACGGAAACGAUGAAGUAAAAAAAGGCAUUAUUUUAAUGCUUUUCGGAGGUGUUCCGAAGACCACCCUAGAGGGCACGAAUCUUCGAGGAGACAUAAAUUGUUGUAUAGUGGGUGAUCCCAGUACUGCUAAAUCCCAAUUCCUAAAGCAAGUCGCUGACAUCUCUCCCAGAGCAGUCUAUACCUCGGGAAAAGCCUCUUCAGCAGCUGGAUUGACAGCAGCUGUCGUUCGAGACGAGGAGUCAGGAGAUUUUGUCAUCGAAGCUGGUGCACUGAUGCUUGCUGAUAACGGAAUCUGUUGCAUUGACGAGUUCGAUAAGAUGGAUCCUAAGGAUCAGGUGGCUAUUCACGAAGCAAUGGAACAGCAGACCAUAUCAAUAGCCAAAGCCGGUGUGCGAGCUACACUCAACGCAAGGACUUCCAUUCUAGCAGCUGCUAAUCCCAUUGGCAGCAGAUACGACCGGACCAAAACACUACAGCAAAAUGUUAUGUUGACAGCUCCCAUCAUGUCUCGUUUUGAUCUAUUCUUUAUUCUGGUUGAUGAGUGCAAUGAGGUAGUAGACAAUGCCAUCGCCAAAAAAAUUGUCGAUCUCCACAGCAACACUAUGCUAAUAAUGGGGGCUAUUUACGAUCAGCCCGAGAUUCUGAGAUACAUAAACUUUGCGAAGCAUUUUAAGCCCUCCAUAAAUCCUGAUGCUGCAGAGCUCCUGACGGAGAGCUACACUGUCUUAAGACAGAGAGAGGGGGUGGGGAGUGGAAAGUCCACGUGGAGGGUCACUGUGAGACAACUGGAGAGCCUGAUCAGACUCUCUGAGGCACUUGCUAAACUGGAGUGUGCGGAUAAAGUCACUGUGAAGCAUGUUAAGGAGGCGAGGAGACUAUUGAGCAAGAGUAUUGUCAGGGUAGAGCAGCCUGAUAUUGACUUAGAAGACCAGCCUGGAAAAGCCGACGAUAUCGAUAUGAGAGAUGCACCUCCAUUGAUGGAGGCUUUGAACGCCCUGGGAGAUCAAACCAAAGAACAGGGUGAUAUGGAGGAGGAGCUCGAGGAGGAAGAAAUUCCUAAGAAAAAACUUACAAUGUCGUUUGAGCAGUACAAGAGUCUCACCAAUAUGCUGGUGCUUUAUAUGAGGAAUAAAGAAAAUAAUACCGAGGAUGAGGAUGAGGCAGGGAUCAGAAAAUCAGAGUUAGUUGCUUGGUAUUUGGAUCAAAUUCAGGAUCAAAUUGACUCGGAGGAGGAGUUGCUGGAGAGAAAAGCUUUAGUGGAGAAAAUUAUUGAUCGCUUGACUUAUACGGACAAUAUUUUCAUCACCCUCGCCAAUCGUGAAUUGGGAGAAGCAAAAGGGGAACAUGAAGAGGAUCCCCUCCUCGUGGUUCAUCCAAACUACGUCCUCGACAUCUAAUUAUUCAUUGGAAAUAUCAAUGGCCUGCUUUCUGUACUGGAAAUGAACAACUGCAAUAGCUAAAUUUUGAUCUGGGGACAUAAUGACCUACUGAUUCGUCUACUGAAAAUAUAUUUUAUCCAAGGAAUACUGACUGACAGGCCCGGCAGUAGUUUGCACCGGCUACACCUCAUGAAAAUACUGUAAAUUAAUUUACCAUCGCACACACAUCACAUGGAUCUCUGAAUGGAAAUAUUGAAUCCUGUUAAUUUUUGCAUUCUUCAGUAAAAAUAAUAAAAAUAUGGGAAAAAAUUGAAUUUAUUCCCCACCACCAACAA
Messenger RNA from Diachasmimorpha longicaudata, 2942 nucleotides. It is a transcript of the gene Mcm6, whose product is annotated as DNA replication licensing factor Mcm6. Gene Ontology annotation, cellular component: nucleus; MCM complex. Gene Ontology annotation, molecular function: single-stranded 3'-5' DNA helicase activity; ATP binding; single-stranded DNA binding. The record is from RefSeq and is a predicted model, not a curated record. Bases 178 to 2625 code for a protein of 815 amino acids. Lineage: Eukaryota; Metazoa; Arthropoda; Insecta; Hymenoptera; Braconidae. Gene Ontology annotation, biological process: double-strand break repair via break-induced replication; DNA replication initiation; mitotic DNA replication. The transcript has 9 exons.